AUGGGGAAGCGCGUGUGGGCGGCGGCGCUCGCGGCGCUGGCCGUGGUGGUCGCGCUCGGUGUGCCCGCCUGCCGCGUCGCCGAGGCGCGCACCUUGGAGAAGGACGGCCUGCUGGGCGGCGGCGGCGGAGGCUUCGGUGCCGGAGGCGGAGGAGGCUUCGGUGCGGGGCUUGGCCACGGCGGUGGACUCGGGGGCGGAUUCGGGGGAGGUAAAGGCGGCGGCCUUGGGCUUGGAGGAGGUGGCGGCGGAGGCUUCGGUGGAGGUGGUGGUGCUGGUGGAGGUCUUGGCGGAGGGAUCGGACAUGGCGGCGGCCUUGGAGGUGGGUUCGGUGGCGGGAAAGGUGGCGGGUUAGGUGGAGGAGGAGGCCUUGGGGGAGGUGGCGGUGCUGGUGGUGGCUUUGGUGGCGGGGCUGGACAUGGUGGCGGCCUUGGAGGUGGCUUUGGCGGUGGCAAAGGUGGCGGCUUUGGAGGCGGGAAAGGUGGCGGUCUUGGCGGUGGUGGUGGCCUCGGUGGUGGAGGUGGAGCUGGUGGAGGCGGUGGCCUUGGAGGUGGCGCAGGCGGUGGUCUUGGUGGUGGUGCAGGCGGAGGAGGAGGCCUCGGCGGUGGAGGUGGUGCUGGUGGAGGCGGUGGCCUUGGAGGUGGUGCAGGCGGAGGCGGCGGCCUUGGUGGUGGUGCCGGCGGUGGUCUUGGAGGUGGUGCAGGCGGAGGAGGCGGCCUUGGUGGCGGUGCCGGUGGAGGAGGUGGACUAGGCGGUGGUGCCGGUGGCGGCCUUGGUGGGGGCGCAGGAGGAGGUACUGGCGGUGGCCUUGGGGGCGGUGCCGGUGGAGGUGGUGGUCUUGGCGGUGGCGCGGGAGGAGGUGCUGGCGGUGGUCUUGGUGGCGGCGCGGGAGGUGGUGCCGGAGCAGGCGGCGGUUUUGGCGGAGGCAAAGGAGGCGGCGUUGGCGGAGGUGGCGGCGCAGGCGGUGGUGCCGGUGGCGGGUUCGGAGGAGGCAAAGGCGGCGGUUUUGGCGGAGGCGCAGGUGGUGGCUUCGGAGGAGGCAAGGGCGGUGGCUUCGGCGGCGGAUCGGGCGGAGGCUUUGGCGGCGGCGGCGGAGCGGGCGGUGGUUUCGGCGGAGGAGCUGGUGCUGGUGCCGGCGGUGGCAUCGGUGGCGGACUUUGA
Molecule: messenger RNA, 1158 nt
Organism: Miscanthus lutarioriparius
Lineage: Eukaryota; Viridiplantae; Streptophyta; Magnoliopsida; Poales; Poaceae
Source: the annotation of a GenBank genome assembly